CGAAUGCAUACGGCGCGCAUUCCACCGGCGCUUUAUCUUUAUCGGACCAAAGCAGGUUUUUAAAACGCGUUACCGAUAAGGAGAGAUCGCGCACGUUACCGCUCCAGCCUCUCCAGAGCUUAUGGCCAGAGAAGCCUCCCACAUUUCUGCCUUGGGUCCCCACACCACUCUUUAAAAAUUCCGCCAAAAAAGAGAAGACGAUUCCCCAAUUCCUUUGGGCCAUUGCCUCACGGCGGAUUUUCUGUAAAAGCAUACAACUAUCCAGAGGGACUAGGAAAGGCGCUCUAUAGAGAGCAAUUCAACUUCAACGCAGAGCCGCCUUGGCAGCCUAGCUGAUGAUAGGAGGUUCCAUCUCCUAACUUGUCCAUUUUGUUGCAUAUUUUUAAGGAUCCAAAAAAAUAUUGACCCCUUAUUUGGUGUUUAUUGGUUUAUGAUUGUUGGAUUUGCGGAAUACGGCUGAGAUGAAAGGAUUUAUUGAAGACACAAAUUACUCCAUUGGCCUAUUGGAUGACUCGGCAACUCCUAGAGAUGUUGUUGAUAAUUAUAUUUAUGAGCACACCCUGAUGGGUAAAAAUGCAUUCUUUGUGGCUGACCUUGGGAAGAUCGUGAAAAAACACUUCAAGUGGAAGAAUAUCAUGGGGCACAUAAAACCCUUUUAUACUGUGAGAUGCAACUCUUCUCCUGCUGUACUGGAGAUUUUAGCAGCUCUUGGCAUGGGAUUUGCGUGUGCUAAUAAAAAUGAAAUGUCAUUAGUGUACGACUUGGGUAUCUCGAUGGAAAAUGUUGUAUAUACUAAUCCAUGCAAGCAAGCUUCUCAAAUCAAGCAUGCAGCCAAGAUUGGAGUAAAUCUCAUGACAUGCGAGAGCGAAACCGAAUUAAAGAAAAUUGUGCGUAAUCAUCUUAAUGCAAAGCUCUUGCUUCAUAUUGCCACAGAAGGGAUCAGUGGUGAGGAAGAGAUGAACAUGACGUUUGGCACCACACUGAAGAACUGCAGACAUCUCUUGGACUGUGCUAAGGAGCUCAGUGUUGAGGUGGUGGGUGUAAAAUUUCAUGUUUCAAGCUCUUCUAAUAAUCCACAAACCUAUAUUCAUGCUUUAUCUGAUGCCCGCUGUGUGUUUGACAUGGCAAAAGAACUCGGCUUUAAGAUGAACAUUUUGGACAUUGGAGGAAUUUCAGAAAAUGAAGCACAGUUGGAAGAAGUGUAUCAGGCAGUCAGCCCUCUUCUGGAUGUGUAUUUCCCUGAAGGGUCUGGGACAAGAAUCAUUGCAGAGCCUGGAAGCUUUUAUGUCUCAUCUGCAUUUACACUUGCAGUUAAUGUUAUUGCAAAGGAAGUCACUGAGCAACAUCAGCAUCUUUCUUCUGCAGGAAAACCGAACAGCAACAAACCAGCAUUUAUUUAUUGCAUGAAGGAAGGUGUUUAUGGUUCUUUUGCAAGAAAAUUGUCUGAGAAGCUCAAUACGGCCCCUGAAGUGCACAAGAAAUACAAAGACAAUGAGCCACUCUUUGCCAGCAGCCUUUUGGGUCCAUCCUAUGAUGAGCUCGAUGUGAUUGUGGAGCACUGUCUUCUGCCAGAGCUUGAAGUUGGGGACUGGAUAGUGUUUGACAACAUGGGAUGUGGCAGCGUCAAUGAGACGUCUCCAUUCACUGACUUUGACAAACCCUCCUUGUACAACUUCAUGACAUUCAGCGACUGGUAUGAGAUUCAAGAUACUGGGAAUACAUCAGAAAGCCUGAUGAAGAGCCUGUGCGUGCCUUGUUUCCCCUUGGGUGAAGAGCAAUUGUGCACAGAUUAAUGACAUUAUUUACACCUACAGGCGCAACGACUUACCUUGCCUGGUCAACAUUCCGGACUUGAAUCAAAUGUGGAUCUUGAGCUUCAUGUUUAAAACUUGAAAUUCAGUGAGGCAGAUUGGGACCAGGCAAAAAAAAAAAAAAGCAGAUUCAAAUAUAAUUUAGGGACAAGAAUUGGUAACAACGUCCUGAUUUAAACCUGCCAGCUUCUCCAGCCCCUGCGCAGUUUCAUAAAAUAUGCAACAAAAUGGAUGACUUAGUCGAGAUGGAAGCCAUGAGCCGGGCUCCUUGUAACCGUUUACAUAAGAAGUAACACAGCGUUUUUAUACUAAGGAUUCCUGUUAGACAGUUGUGUAAAUUUAUUGUCCAAUGUCAGUGACAGAUCAGUGUGUGAUUUAGUGUCCGAAUUUGUACAUUUGUGCUUCGCUACAUUAAUAAAUGUAAAACGCAUUGUUUUUUUGUUGUUUUUUAAUUUUAUUUUUCUUGAACUGGCAUAAAAGCUUGUAUGAUUGCAAUAAACUUUUGUGUAGAAGCGA
This is a messenger RNA of Xenopus laevis (African clawed frog), 2327 nucleotides long. It is a transcript of the gene azin1.L, whose product is annotated as antizyme inhibitor 1 L homeolog. Gene Ontology annotation, biological process: polyamine biosynthetic process; positive regulation of polyamine transmembrane transport; negative regulation of protein catabolic process. Gene Ontology annotation, molecular function: catalytic activity; ornithine decarboxylase activity; ornithine decarboxylase activator activity. NCBI's taxonomy places the organism in Eukaryota, Metazoa, Chordata, Amphibia, Anura, Pipidae. Gene Ontology annotation, cellular component: cytoplasm. The record is from RefSeq and is marked reviewed.